AUGUCUGAUAUCCAAGUAACUCAAAUCGAUGCAAGCUAUGCUCAAGCUCUCUCUGCUUUGGGCAGAAAGUUAUUUGCAGACACAUUCAGCCCUGAUAAUGCUCCAGACAACAUAGAAGUCUAUUUAGAUGAAAGUUACAAGCCAGAGAUUCAAGAAAAGGAAUUGAACGAUCCCAAGAUGUACACAUACAUGGCAUUCGAUGAAAAUAAGGCUCCUGUUGGUUUUGCUCAGAUGCGUCAGAAUAAGAAGGUGUAUGAUUUUGUUGGAGACCCAGAAGCGAUUGAAUUGCAAAGAAUCUACGUUGAUAAAAACUGUGCUGGAAAAGGUAUUGGCAGCAAAUUGAUGGAAGCAUGUCUUGUUAAAGCGAAGGAGUUGAACAAAAAGACCAUGUGGCUCGGUGUUUGGGAAUUCAACCCUACUGCUAUUAGCUUCUAUACCAACAAGGGCUUCUACAAGGUUGGAUCUCACAUUUUCAAGAUUGGAGAGCAAGAAGAUACUGAUCACAUUAUGGUUUUGAAGUUGUAA
Molecule: messenger RNA, 525 nt
Organism: Mucor velutinosus
Lineage: Eukaryota; Fungi; Mucoromycota; Mucoromycetes; Mucorales; Mucoraceae
Exons: 1
Coding region: 1-525 (174 amino acids)
Molecular function (GO): protein-N-terminal-alanine acetyltransferase activity
Source: RefSeq, a predicted model, not a curated record